Coprinopsis cinerea okayama7#130 is the source of this 1293-nucleotide messenger RNA. RefSeq lists its product as hypothetical. The transcript is spliced from 3 exons. The record is from RefSeq and is a predicted model, not a curated record. The coding region runs from base 1 to 1293 and encodes 430 amino acids. Lineage: Eukaryota; Fungi; Basidiomycota; Agaricomycetes; Agaricales; Psathyrellaceae.
AUGUCCUUCCAGACGUCGACGCCAUCGUCUACGCCGAGCUCCUUCGCGUUCUCCACGCCCCAGACAGGGUUUGGGACACCACACAACGGAAACGCAAUUCCAUUUUCCUGGGGAGACCAAGCCAGUUCUCCUGCGCCGGUGGCGACGACGAGCUCACCAUCAUGUAGCAAUGAGGCUGCGAAAGCGUCGUUUCGAUACAGGAAUUACAGACCAGCCAAUUCCAGCCCGCUAGCCCGACUCCCAAGCGACUUUGCAGACGUGGACGACAUGGACGACGACGACGAUGACGACCUGCGUUCCGGUGGACACGAACCCUCAUCUCCACUUAACCGCGUAUCCAUGUUCAACAUCGGGUCUAGCGGCACACGCGACGAGAACGAGUCGCCCCUUUUCCAGCGCCGGCGUGCGCAAUACAAGUCCAUAGGGUUGGGAAGUCAAGGUGGCAGGAGGACAAGUGGCUUGGCGGCUAGCUCUCCGGCGUCGAGGACGUUUUCUGGGCCACCUAUCGCCGCUUUGUUUGCUUCUGGAGCGACGCCCGAGGAUCCUCAACGAGCGUUCUUGAGGGAGAGGUUCAAACAGAGGUGUUUCGAGAGGGCGGCGAAGGCGAGGGAGAAGGCUGUCAAGGCUAAGCGGAAGGGGGAAGGUUUCUUUGAUGUCGAGGGUGUCCAGACGAAGUCCAAGAAUCGGAGGAGCAAGAGAAGGAUGAGUGCAGAUGGCGAUAUUGGGAUGGAGGGUGACAGGGAGGAUGACUCGGAGAGCGACGACGAAGAAAUCAUGAAUGACGAGCUCUUCAAGAGAAUAAUGCAAAACGUGAACCGAAAAAUCCAACACUCGUACCGCGUUUCGUACCAAAACGAGGUUGGCAGCUCGUUUGAUCCUGACAUGGAAGACGUUGCUCGGUGGGAGGAGGAACUGAAAGGCACGUUUCCCCAACUCUCUCCCAUUUCAACUCAGCCCAAUUCGCAACCUACUACCUCUUCGUCCUCCACGGCCAUCCCGCCCAGCUCUUCUACAACCCACACUGAAGAAGACUUCCCGGAAGACGAAAUUCCCGACUUAUCAGAAUGGGAAGACCAGGAACUCGAAGCAUACGCAGAGGAAUACGCGAGGGUGAUGGAGGAGGAGGCGUACCAGCAACAGCAGGCCCAAAGCCACCAGCAGCCGAAAACGCCUUAUAACCCCGACGACCUACUCGCUGGACUUGAAGGUGUGCCCGAGGAAGAGCUAUUCGGGACGUGGAACUGGGAAAGCGAUGGCGAGGGUGCUGGAGGGGAUGUCGAGAUGGACAUAUGA